Prorocentrum cordatum is the source of this 858-nucleotide messenger RNA. The record is from the annotation of a GenBank genome assembly. Lineage: Eukaryota; Dinophyceae; Prorocentrales; Prorocentraceae.
AUGGAGUUCCGCGGGAACCCGUCGGAUGGAGGAGCGAGGCGAACCACUUUGCCGGCGCAGGCGCGCAUGCUGGUCGUCGGCGCGGGCGCGGCCGUCGGCGGGCUGAUCGCCGUCGCGGCGGCCGAAAUCGGCGGGCUGGCCAGCAAGACGCUGGCGGAGGUGGGCGCCGUUGGAGCCGCCCUGGGCACCCUCGUUGCCUUGCAGCUGCCGGCUUCCGCGUCGUGCUGCGGGGUGGCGCAGGAGCCCAGCGCAGCACGGCAGCUACCGCGGCCGCUGCUGGACACAGGGGUCCCCGGCGCCAUCCCCUCCGCCGCCGCGCGGGCGCAGCGCAGCUCGCCGAGGACGGGCCAACGACGGGCCGCCGUCCCGCGCGGGCCCGAUCCGGCUUCCCGCCAGGGGCUGUGGCUGCCGCGGUGGAUGAGGGGGCGAGGUGCCGCGGAGGAGGCCCCGACGACGGCCGCGCGGCACCGCGCGGCCGACGCCGUCCUGGCGGCCCCGGGGCGCGCCGACGGCGCCGCGCUGGAGGAGGCCGCCCUGCAGGCCCGCGGGGCUCGGCGCGGCCCCCCGCGGCACCCCACGCCGGAGCGGUGGGCGCCGCCCGGCCCGGCGGUGGCCGGGACAAUAAACGCCCUGCCGACCCACCGCGUCACGGCGCGCGAGGCCACGUGCUCCGCCCCGGAGCACCGCUCGUGCACGAUAUGCCUGGAGGAAUUCAGCGCCGGCGACACGCAGCGGAUGUUGCCGUGCUUCCACCGCUUCCACCAGCACUGCGUCGACAGGUGGCUGCACGUAAGUGGGUGCUGCCCGAACUGCAAGACGCGAAUUGCCCGCGUGCACGGCGUUCCCGACGAGGUGUGA